AACAAAAGAAUAUGUUUAAUAGAUACGAAUAAGCGGGCUCAAGUAGCUAUUUUUGUGUGCGGGUGUGUCCUAUUUCUAGAUAUUAAUAUUGUUGUAGAUAUAAUAAAAAUAUAUUUGCUUGUACAUAUAUAAACGUAGUCGGUAUGUAGAAUAAUAUGUGAAAAAAUUAGAAAUUCAUUGUAUUUUUUUCUUACGCUUUUUUUCCUCUUAAUUUUUUCUUUUUCAUUUUUUUCGGCUUUCUCAUUGCCCAUGAUUGUUGUUAUUGUUUGGUUCUAUUUAUUUAUUCAUUUAAAGACAACACAAAAACGAACUUAUCGUAUUUUCUGUUUAACCUUUAGCUUGGACAUUUCAACCACCACCAUCUGUUACUGGUUGUAUUAUUCAAACACCUCCUCCUGUUCAAGUUGUACAACAACCAACUGUUAACGUUGUCGUUAAAUCCCUCGUACCAUUAAAAACAACUUCAACUACUGCAGCAGCACCAUCUUUUACAACAACCGAUAAAAAACAAAAACAUGAUGCAUCUGUUAAAACAGUCAAAACAAAGCAAGUCAACGAUACAACUCCAAAACUCGAAGUGAAAUCCAAAGGAUUAACAAAAGAUCAUCAUUAUCAUUUACACACUCAUCAUCAUCAUCAUUACAAUCAUGCUGCUAAAAAGAAACAAACAUUACCUACUUCAUCUCAUCCAACGUCGACAGCCACUAACAUUUUACAUAAUAUUCCAUCACCAUCGUUAUUGAAAUCUUCAAAUACAACAACAACAACCACUGUACCUUUAUCUCCACAAAAACAAUCGAUUAAAUCGACCAUCGUCAAAAAUGAACAAUUAGUUGAAACAAAAACAAUUUUACCAUUGAGUGUCAAUAACGUUGUGCAGAAACAACAACAAUCAAAAAAUAUCUUAUAUCACAAUCUAAUUAAUAAUCGGCAAUCCAUGCUCUCUUACCAUUCCUCCCCUCAACCAUAUUCAAAUAAUGACAAUAAUGAAGCUUUAAAUUUUUCUAUCAAACAUUUAUCCAAAGAUAAAAUGGCAUCAGAACAACAAGAAACAUGCACAAAAAAAUUGGCAUUAUCAAAAUCUCACACAACUACAACAAUUAGUGGGUCAAAAGCAUUAACGGUAACCAGUGAUUCUUCCAAAUCUACGAAUGUGAACGAUUGCUUGAAUGAAAGACCCUUACCGUACACAAUCAAUUCAAUAAUAUCUUCGUCAAAUUCAAAUGGGAAAGUGUUAACCAUUUCAGACAAACGUAGUCCAUUUGAUCAAGUUCGAGGUACACCAGCACAUUCUCUUGGCUCUUCAUCAUUAUCACAACAGCAGUCAAAGCAUUUAUCAUCAACCAAUACAUCGUCGCUUAUUCAACCGAUUAUAUCACCAGUCUCCAACAUUCUUGGUGAUUCACCAAAAAAGAAAACAGAACGACGUGGACGAAAACGGCGAAGUAUAUCAGCAACAAGUGCUAUCACGACUUUUGGAGGAGAUUUUAAUUCGACGACUCCAAAAACCACAAUCAUGUCACCGGUAAAAAGUUCUCGUGCAACGCGUGCUAAUUCAUCGUCAACAACUAUGACAACUACAUCAACGCCGAUUAGAUCAAAGUCAACGUGUGCCGUCGACUUGAGUAGUAAACAUGCUCAAUCACCCUCAUCUGGAAGUACGAAUAUUGCUAAAAAACGUCGUAAAUUUGUUAGUAAAUGGAUAUUAUCUGGAACAUCAGAAAUGAAAUUAGUUCCUAGAAACCCUGAAAGACCUCCUGUUUAUCGUGAAUGCUAUCCGUCUAUUCAACAUAGGACCCAAAAUGAUAUUAUACAAUCACAGGAUUGCGUUUUAUUACGUCCAGAAAAUCAUACCAAAGGAGCCACACCCUAUCUUGCUAAAGUAAAAUGGUUCUGGGAAGAAAAAGAAACAGGUGAAAUAUUAAUGUCGCUUAUAUGGUAUUAUCAUCCCGAACACACGGAUUUAUCGCCACGUAUAAAAGAACAUUUUCAACCAAAUGAAGUACUUGCAUCGAAAUAUUGGGAUACAGUGAGCGUUGCCUGCAUUGAAGAUAAAUGUUAUGUACUAACAUUAAAUGAAUAUUGUCGAUAUCGUGUUCGAGAAAAGUUAAAUAUUCCUCAACCGUGGUUAUUUGAGUCUGAUACAAUUAAACAAUUAAAAUCUAUUUUAACAUGUUCUCCUCUUUCUCCCUCAUUCUCAACAAAUCCACCUGAUACAGUUGAACAACAAGACUCUCAUAAAGAGAAAGAAAAACAAAUAGAAACAACUAUUUGUCGUCUAUUACCGUCGAAAAGUGUUGAUAAUCAAAAUAUUUUUUUUUGUCGAUAUGUUUAUGAUUUUCGACAAAAACGAAUAUUAAAAAAUCCGAAUAUAAACAAUAAUCCGAGUAUAACGAACAAUAAUAUAUCUUCAAUGAUUACAACUAGUAAUACGAGUUUAAUUUCCAGUAUAUCUGUGUGA
Didymodactylos carnosus is the source of this 2461-nucleotide messenger RNA. Lineage: Eukaryota; Metazoa; Rotifera; Eurotatoria; Philodinida; Philodinidae. The record is from the annotation of a GenBank genome assembly.